AUGACUCCCUUAAAAGAGCAACUUGAGCACUUUUUACCAACAUUGGACUUCCAAAAUGCAUCCCAAUUUAGUCGAAUAUCCCAAAACUUAGUGCUCGACGACGGCUAUAGUCAAACUGACAAUGAAGGAGUCAAGUAUUUAUGUGGCUAUAACGAAAUGGAUGAGCGUGAAGAAGAACUUACCCAGGAAAUGCUGUUGUCGAGAUUUAGUGAAGGUCUGCAGCAUAUCGACACUCAAAGUCUCAUAAACGUCACUAACUUGGCAUUUUGGAAAGCAUCCUCACAGAAAGAAGGCUUUCAUAUAUCACAUGCAUUGGAUGAUAACCCGAAUAGUUAUUGGCAAAGCGACGGCUCGCAACCGCAUUAUAUUGAAGCAAACUUCAGCAAGCGCGUUGAAAUUAUUCAGUUGGCGUUAUUUCUAUCGGUGAUAGUUGAUGAAUCUUACACCCCGCAGAUUCUCAAAAUUUACGCUGGCCAUAGCUCGUCUGAUUCCACGCUGUACAAGACUCUUGAAGUCCGCAAUCUCAAUGAUUGGGUUUUGUUGACGUUUGCGGAUAACAGGCCACAAGAUAAACUCCUCAAAUGUCAGUAUCUACGCAUUGACAUCCCCGUCAACCACGAAAAUGGAAAAGACACACAUCUGCGCGGAUUAAGAGUCUACACCCCAUACCUGCGAACGGCGGUUGAGAAGUCCUUCGUGGUGGAUUCUCUUUCAGUUGGAGAGGUCUUCUCGGGAUUUACACUGCGAUAA
This is a messenger RNA of Lachancea dasiensis, 750 nucleotides long. The record is from the annotation of a GenBank genome assembly. NCBI's taxonomy places the organism in Eukaryota, Fungi, Ascomycota, Saccharomycetes, Saccharomycetales, Saccharomycetaceae.